GCUGGAUUGCUGAAAUUCAGUUGUACCUGUGACACAUGCAGAGACAAAGGAAGAGGAAGUCAGCAUCUCAUCAUAUUCAUAAUCAAACACUUGAAAAGACUGAAACACACGGAGAGCUUCAGAAGAACUGAACACUGAAUACAGAACGGACUCCACUGAUACAACAGAACGGCUUUAGAGAGAAGAAUGAAGAUCAUCUGGACUUUCACUCUCAUGAUGAUUCCUGGUGUCGUGAGCUCCAUGAGUGUGACAGGAUACUCAGGAGGAGGAGUCAACAUCACAUGUGAAUAUGAUAAAGGAUAUACAGAGAAUAAAAAGUAUUUUUGUAAAAGAGAGUGGCCAAGCUGUAAAGACCAAAUCAAGACUGAUAAUAAAGAUACAUGGGUUCAUAAUGGAAGAUUCUCUCUGUAUGACGACACAAGUUCAGCAGUCUUCACUGUGACCAUCAGAAAUCUGACAGAAGAGGAUUCUGGGAAAUACUACUGUGGAGUUGAUAUACCUACAGGAAUAGAUUCCUCCACUGAAGUGAAUCUGGUUAGAAAGAAGGAUAGUACAACACCAACUUUGUCAUCUUCAUCAUCAUCUUCGUCUCUGGUCAUCUGUGUGACUGUGAUUCUGCUUUUGCUCAUCAUUGGAUUCAUGUUUUGUAUAGUGACUCUCUACAAGAAGCAUCAGACUCGAGACUGUGAUUCAGCUUCUAAAACAUCUGAAACUGGAGCAGAAAACAGUGAAGCGGUUCCUCAACCGCUGUACGAGGAGAUUAAAGACACCAGACCUCACACUGACUGCAGAAACACUCCGUUACCCAUAACACCCUCUGAUUCUUCUAGACCUGUUUAUGAUACCGCUAAAUUACCCACAAACCCCUCUGUGGAGUGGCAUAAAUGGGACAAGAAUCAGCUUCCCACAAACCCCUCUGAUUCUUGUGUCGUGAGCUCCAUGAGUGUGACGGGAUAUUCAGGAGGAGGAGUCAACAUCACAUGCGAAUAUGAUGAAAAAUAUAAAGAGAAUACAAAGUAUUUUUGUAAAGGAGAUUGGCUGAGCUGCAUAGACAGAAUCAAGACUGAUAUUAAAGAUAAAUGGGUUCAUAAUGGAAGAUUCUCUCUGUAUGACGACACAAGAUCAGCAGUCUUCACUGUGACCAUCAGAAAUCUGACAGGAGAGGAUUCUGGGACGUACCAGUGUGCAGUUGAUAUACCUAAAGAUAUAGAUUCCUCCACUGAAGUGAAGCUGAAGAUUUCAACAGGUCAACAAAUCAGGACUGUGAGAGGAUAUUCAGGAGGAAACAUCAUUAUAGACUACAAUUAUGAGAUGAUACACACAAAUAAUUUUAAAAAAGUCUGUAAAACAUCAUCAGAUCAGUGUUUUACUGUAAUAAACACCAACAGAAGCACAGAAUGGAAACGUGACAGACGAUUCUCCGCUCAUGAUGACAGAUCUGCAGGACUCUUACGUCUGUUUAUCGGAGAUCUGAACGAGAACGACUCUGGAGAAUAUAAGAUUAUAGUCAAAGUUUCUGAAGACUACAGUUUCUUUUCUGAGUUUGAUCUGGACAUUAAGACGGAUGAUUGUUGUGAGAAGAGCAUCAGUCUAUCAGCUUCUGCUGGAGGAUCUGUGAACAUCAACUGCAAAUACCCACAAUCCCACAGUGGUGAUGUGAAGUUUCUGUGCUGGAGAUCUGGAGCUGAUCUCUGUGCUAAAGAGACGUCUGUGAAUGAGAGCAGAAGAUGGAGGGAUGAGGGAAAGAUCCAGCUGUAUGAUGACAGAGAACAGCAGCUCCUGACGGGAAGCAUCAGUCAUGUGACUGAACAAGACUCCGAAUACUGGUGUGGAGUUCAGUCUGAUCAAGGACACAAGAUCUUCAUCACACGAGUCCUGAUCAGAGUUACAGACACUUCUCUGAUCGACCUUCUGGUUCUGGUUCUGGUUCUUCUGCUUCUGAUCAUCACUGGACUCUUAGUGCUGUUUCUCUGUAAGAAGUAUAAGUCUCAAGGUGGUGAUUCGUCGUCUCAGACUGGACCAGGAAACCAUGAAGUUGUUUCUCACACUGCUUUUGAAUAUGAGGACAUUAAAGACACUCACAAACAAUUACCCACAAACCCCUCUGAUUAUUUUAAUACUGUUUAUGCCACUGCCCAAUUACCCACAAACCCCUCUGAUUCUUGUAAUACUGUUUAUGCCACUGCACAAUUACCCACAAACCCCUCUGAUUCUCCUCACUGCGUUUACACUACAGUUGAGAAAGCCACUGGUGACUCUCAGUGCUGCAUCACAUCUGCUGAGGAUCUGAAUUACGCAGUGGUGAAUUUCCACAUGGAAUCGGACAGUCCUGACAGUGUCAGUAUCAGGAAAAAUCAGGAUUACAGUGAAUACGCUGCUGUCAAUCAUCUCAGUGCUUGACAUACCACAUCAGAAUAUAAAUUAGCUGAAUGGGCUUUUUUUUAUCACAUUGUCUUUGGCAUUAAGUUUCCAUGUUUGAAAUUAUCAUUACUAAUACUAAUAGGUCAUGUACGCCCCAGAGUCUGCUGCCAUGUCGAUCCCGGAGCAAGCACUUAUUGAUCUGGAUACCCCAGAAUAGACUCCCAUCCCUGGGCUCUCUCCUUCCUCGCUGGUCACAGAAUUUUUAAGUCACCAUCAUGGGGAUCAGAUAAUUGUGAUUGACAGCUAAAGUGGGCGUGUCUACAGCGACUGGCCACUCAGGAGAUCGUAUGAUGACCAAGUGUGAACAUCCUCAACACAAAACCAAGUCAAAAUACAUCUGUAAAGAAUCCGCUUCAUGGAACUUAAUGCUUUUAUAAAAAUAUCUGCUCACUACAUAAGUCUGAUUUCUGAUUUUUUGAUUCAUGUAAUGUUUCAUUGAAGGUCACUUAUCCAGCAUCAUAAGACAUUCUGAAGUGUAAUUUGAUGUUGAUGAGAACAGAAGAUCAUCAGGACAGACUGUGAACGUGUGUGUGUGUGUGUGUGUUGUGAUGAAUCUCUGUCCGUGGUGCUGAACAUCUCAGACUCUCUUCCAUCAGCAGGAGAUCAGACUCAUGCUUUACUCUUGAAAAUAUGGUCAACUGGUUUUCUCUGGCUGUUGACGGUGUUUUAUGAUUUAUGGACUGAUAAGAAAAGAUAAAUCCAAAACACCCUCUGUAAAAACAUGAA
Molecule: messenger RNA, 3147 nt
Organism: Pimephales promelas (fathead minnow)
Lineage: Eukaryota; Metazoa; Chordata; Actinopteri; Cypriniformes; Leuciscidae
Source: RefSeq, a predicted model, not a curated record